AUGGCAGCGGAGGUUAACCCAAGACUAUGUAUCUCUGCUGGAGAAGAGAAACAGAGUUUGGUGCACAAACCCUCAAGGAAAGACCGAGCUGCAGGUGGUAGGACCAGAAAUACCGAACAGUUUGAUAAGCCAGUAAAGCAUGAAGAAGAAUAUGGGGCGAGGACUUCUGUGUUACAAGGCAAGGUGAAGGCCCUGAAGGAAAAGUACAUGAAGGAGAGAAAGGAGAUCAGAAUGUUGGAAGAUGAAGGUGGAGAAAAGGACAAUGAAGAUGCUCUGGUGUCUCCUCAACUCCGAACCUACCUUACGGAAGAGUUAUUGGACUGUACUAAGCAUGGAAGAUAUUCUGGUGCUCACCAAGGGAGCUGGGGAUGUGAUGAGCUGUGGGGGACAUACAGCUCAGAUGGGUCCUCAAACACCCACAGCAAUGGCUGCAGAAUAGGAAGCCCAUCAAACCACAGUCAGAGCCCAGAGAACAACUCUUCACUCUGUCUUCAGGAGAGGCUCCAGUCUUCAUCUAAUGAUCUAGGUGUACCAGAGAACACUACGGAAUGGGAUUCAGUCUCUCUGACCCUGGCUGAAAGAGUAGAGAGAAACCGACAGGAGCUGAGGAGUAAAUUUGGCAAAGCAGACGAUCAUGGUGGAGAGAUCACUCACAGUCGUGUACUCAGCCAAGGGCAGACCACCAAAAGCUGGAUAAUCACAGGUGACAUAGAUGGAGACUUAGGUUUGGAAAUACCUGGGACUGAAGACAAUGGGGAGCUCAGCGCCGUCACGAACAGGCCAAGCAGCUGCUACAAAGAGCACGGAUGAAAGCAAAGGGGGCCAGUCCCUUGCGAGCAUCCCACUGUGUCCUUGCACAUCCACACUCGCAGCCCACUCUUCGCCGAGGCCCCAACAUCUCAGGUGCUGUGACAGACGGAGGAUCCCUAAGUGACAGCUCCAGCAGCGAGUAUUCUUCUUGGCACAAAGGCUCUCGAGGGAGUUCACCCUCUCAUGUACGCUUCCAGGAUGAGUCUGAGCGGGAUGCUGAAGAAAGAUACAGAGAACGACAACAGGUUCCACAGAAGCUCUCUACUCCACCACCCAAGAGACAGUCAAAUGGUCCUGUUUCAUGGACAGAGCAGCUGCCACCUUCAGGGCAUGGACAGUGUGGAACAUGUGGCUCUUAUGUCAAAGGAACAGGUACCAGUCCAGCUAGCACGCAUGGUACAAACCUACGCAAUGUCCAUUUGGGGUCCAGAAUGACUCAGGAUGGCUCCGUGAGCUGCCCUCUGGGGGUCAAACCUUCUCCCCACUGGAUUUUGCCUUCUCAGCCAUGGCGAAUGUAUACUGAGUUGGUUCGUGAAACGCACAUUGGCAGUGACUCUACUCCUGAUUCGUCUGGAGAUGAUGAUGGUAAUCGAAGCCACAAUACCAAAAGUCGUGACUGGGGAAUGCACAGACACUGUAGAAAUAACUCAGCCAAUGCAACUCCUGAACAAGGAGCCAAGAUACUCCCUUCAAGUACAUACUCUGAGAGUGAAAAAAGAGUGGGUAGAUCCCUCAUCGAACAAAACAAUGGAAACAGAGUCUCUACUUCAAGUAAUGUUUUAAAAAGUAGGGGAAAAAAUAAGUCAAACCACUUAGAAUUUGUAGGCAAAACAUCAGAAACAAAUCAGGAGAUGGGCACUUCUGCAAGAAGUUAUUGUGUGGACUCUGUGAGGACUGGCUUAAGGAAGAGUCCACAAAAUACAGAAGCAAAACUCACACAAAGACACAAAAAUUUAGCUCUAGAAUUUGACACUAAACAGAACCCAUCCAUCCAAGAAACUGAAAUUGGGGCUGUUGUGCUAAAUAUGGACACUAAAGAAGGAAAUUCUAGAAUGAAUUUGACAGAUUGUAGAACUCAGGUUACUCCAGUGAUUCAGUGCAUGUCACAAGUUAUUUCAUCCCCUUAUAUGUCUGGCCAUGUGCCUGUACCACCUUCUGGGAAAGCUCCAAUAAUGAUGCCAUCAAGAAAUAGACUUACACUACGGCCAGGAGGCAUCAGUCAGCAGGUACACAACUUACAGGAAGGAGACAUAGUGCAAGCCUCCCAUGAUAUAAGGGAACCUCUAUUCAAACCAGUGCCAAACAGCAAGAAAAACACUCAAGAAACCCCUGUGGCUUUAGAUGGUCACCAACUUUCUACUCAAGGCAUGACAUCUAAAGAUUAUAAAUCUAGAGAACGGACUCAGAAAUUGAAGAAACACACAGAGACCAAAAAGAUGAAGGAAGUCAAGGAAAAUGGGGACUUCAUAAAACACCAGGAACCAAGGGAACUUGACAGACCUUACACCAGCAGUAGACAAAAAGACUAUGAUAGACAUCCAUCAUUCAAAGACCAAAGAGACAAAGACCAUGGUUCACCAAACCUAUCUAAGGAACCGGAGAAGAGUGAAACACAUCAUUCUAAAAGAGAAGAAAAGUGCACUGAAAAGUCAGGAAUAAACGGGCAGCUAACUUGCAGCAACAACGCAAAUACAGGAUCUGGCCAAUAUUCCCGUGAAAACAGCUUUUACUGCCAAACAAGUGAUUUGGGAAUUUCAACCAAGGACCGGUACCUGGAAGUAACAGAUGAGGGCUCAUUGCAGCUUGCAGUAAAAAAGGGAGACAUCCGUAGCGGGAUGAGGAAAAUCUUUUCCAGUAUUGGCCUGACCUCGCGGCCCAAGCUGGAGCGUUUCAGGUCCUCUAGUCUGGAGCAGAUUUCUUCCCCUGACCUUGGUGUGUCCAGUUCAGCACAUGGAGACAAUGAGUCAUGUGAUGGAUCAGUGAAGUCCGGGAAGAUAAAGAAGAGUCCCUCUCUGCAGUCCCUGAAACUGAUGUCACCCUUUCACCUCCCAAGAAAAGCCUCCUCUGUGCAGAACCUGCUGGGUAAAUCGGACCGCUCUGCUGUGUACAUCACAGGAGACCUCAACACCGCUCCCAGGCGUGCCCUCAGUGUGGAGGAUAUCGGAUCUCCUGGAAAAGCACGUGUGUUAGGGAAAGUGGCAGAAGUUUACCCAGAUGGUACGCGCCUUUUAGAAUUGCAGCGCCCUGAAAGUGGCACAUUUGGCUUCAGGAUUUCAGCUGGUAAUGGAAGGCCUGAUUCAGGUAUAUAUGUUCAGGAAAUGAGUGAUGCGAACACAGCCAAGCUUUACUCAGGUCUUCUACGUGUUGGAGAUGAGGUGUUGGAGGUGAACGGUACAAAAGUGUCAAUACUUGGACAGACUCGCCUCGCUGAGCUUAUGAACCAGGAACCUGUCUUAUCAUUACGUGUAUUGCACCAGAGACGGACCAAGUGUUGA
Staurois parvus is the source of this 3305-nucleotide messenger RNA. The record is from the annotation of a GenBank genome assembly. Lineage: Eukaryota; Metazoa; Chordata; Amphibia; Anura; Ranidae.